Messenger RNA from Yamadazyma tenuis ATCC 10573, 924 nucleotides. RefSeq lists its product as uncharacterized. NCBI's taxonomy places the organism in Eukaryota, Fungi, Ascomycota, Pichiomycetes, Serinales, Debaryomycetaceae. The record is from RefSeq and is a predicted model, not a curated record. Gene Ontology annotation, molecular function: protein-succinyllysine desuccinylase activity; NAD+ binding; histone deacetylase activity, NAD-dependent. Gene Ontology annotation, cellular component: nucleus.
AUGAGUACCAGGUUAAACAAGCUGAUGAUGGAGUUUCAGGACCAUUUGCGGCACAGCAAGCGUAUAGUGGCGCUUGUGGGAGCCGGACUAUCGGCUUCUCUGGGACUUCCGACGUUUCGAGGUUCGCAAGGUCUAUGGAAGAAUUUCAACAUGAUUGAUCUUGCAACCCCAGAUGCGUUUUACAUUGAUCCUGGGUUGGUAUGGCAAUUCUACCUGUACCGACGGCACGCGGCCCUCAAAGCCCAUCCCAAUUCCGGUCACUUGGCGUUAGCACGGCUCUCGCAGGUUCCUUCGGUGGAGUUUGUUACAAUCACUCAGAACGUCGAUGGGCUUCUGAUACGAGCAGGAACCCCACGACAUAAACUCCACGAAAUCCACGGACUGUUAUUCGAUCUACGGUGCACCAGCUUCGGUUGUAACUACGUAGACCACGACAACUUUGUCGACCCGUUGACGCCGGCGUUGGGGGGAACAGAGGAAGAAUUUGAUCGUAGUGGUCGCAAGCGGCUGAUGCAUGGAGAUGAAGACACGGACGGGGCCAGCGUGUCGCCCGAAUUCACGCCAGUGAAGCAGCUCGACGACAGCGAGCUCCCACGGUGCCCCGCCUGUGGUGACUUGCUCCGGCCAGGGGUGGUGUGGUUUGGAGAGAGUCUAUCACUCCAGCUCUUGAACCGCAUCGAUGGGUUUAUUGAACAAGGACCUAUUGACUUGAUGUUGGUGGUCGGCACCAGUGGCACCGUGUAUCCGGCCAACGGGUACGUGGACAGAGUGCGGUAUAAGGGUGGGAAGGUGGCUAUCUUUAAUACAGAUAUUGAGGAUUCGGUGGUGGAUGGACAGCAAGAAGGUGUAUGGGGGUUUCGAGGAGAUGCUGCUGAAACGUUGCCACAGGCGUUGGAUCCGUUGAUAAGCCAAGUGUGUCCGUGA